UGAUUCCUUUUCUCGUCGUUCGAGCAAACCAUCGGCAAUUAUCGUGGGACAACAGUCCCAACUGCGCACCUGGGGGGAUUGUCAAAAUCAUAGUCUUGUGUUAAGUUGAGGCGGAGGCUGUCAACUGCAUUUUAACGUGCUUAGGCGCACACACUGACGUUCCAAGGGAUCUCGGGACUUGCGAAAACGACUCUUUUCCUCCCUGCCUAAUUCCCUCUGUCCCUCCCUCUUUCACUCGCCUUCUCUUGCUCAUACUCGCUCUCGCAGCUCUUACAUUCUCUCGCACAAUCUCCCUUGUCAGGGAAAAGAAGCGACGGGGCGGUGGCGUUGUUGGAUUCGUUUGCUCGCGUGCCCCCCGUACCCUCAAUGGUACACAUCUGGACGCGUGAUUGACAGUCAAAUCUGGCAAAGGAUAGUGAGCUGUUACCAUGACAACAGAGACUGGCCCAGAGUCAGAGGUUAAGAACGCGGCAGAAGAGCCCCCCCAGCAGAGGGGGGCUGCCACAGGGGUGCAGGACUCUGCUGCUGAUGGCAAGAUGGCCAAGCAGGAUCACGACACCAAACUUCUGGAUGACCACGGGACCAUGGAUGAUGUUUCGGAGAAGACCACACCCAGCAAGACCCCCAAAUCCCCCCAGAAAACAUCCAAACGGCCAAAGACUGUCCCCUUCAAGGUGACUCUGUUGGACUCUUCAGAGUAUGAGGGUGCCAUUGAGAAACACGCCCGUGGACAGAACCUGCUGGACAUGGUGUGUGAACACCUCAAUCUACUAGAGAAGGACUACUUUGGCUUGACAUUCUGUGAUGCUGACAGCCAGAAGAAUUGGCUUGACCCCUCCAAGGAGAUAAAGAAACAGAUGCGCACCACCGCCUGGCACUUUGCCUUUGCUGUCAAGUUCUACCCUCCGGAUCCCUCCCAGCUUACAGAAGACAUCACCAGGUAUUACCUGUGUCUACAGCUAAGGGAUGACAUCCUGUCAGGCCGUCUGCCGUGCUCCUUUGUCACGCACGCCCUCCUGGGCUCCUACGCCGUGCAGGCCGAGCUGGGAGACUACGACCACGACGAACACGGCUCUGACUAUGUCAGUGACUUUCGCUUUGCUCCUAACCAGACACGUGAACUGGAGGAGAGGGUGAUGGAGCUGCAUCGUAACUACAGGGGAAUGACUCCUGCAGAGGCAGAAAUUAACUUCCUGGAGAAUGCCAAGAAGCUGUCCAUGUAUGGGGUAGACCUCCAUCAUGCCAAGGACUCGGAAGGGAUUGACAUCAUGCUGGGUGUGUGUGCCAAUGGGCUGCUGAUAUACAGGGACCGCCUGCGGAUCAACCGCUUUGCCUGGCCCAAAAUCCUCAAGAUCUCCUACAAAAGGAGCAACUUCUACAUCAAGAUCCGUCCAGGAGAGUAUGAGCAGUUUGAGAGCACCAUCGGCUUCAAGCUGCCUAAUCAUAGAGCUGCCAAGAGGCUGUGGAAGGUCUGCAUUGAGCACCACACCUUCUUCAGGCUGGUUUCCCCAGAGCCCCCUCCUAAAGGAUUCUUGGUGAUGGGCUCCAAGUUUCGCUACAGCGGGAGGACGCAGGCCCAGACCCGGCAGGCCAGUGCUCUAAUUGAUCGUCCUGCUCCACAUUUCGAGCGCUCUGCCAGCAAGAGGUACCUGCUGUCUCGCAGCCUGGAUGGAGAAUUCUCCCGCUCAGCCUCUGCCCUCGGGGAGAACCAGGAUGGCAUAUCUCAGCGCAGCACCACCGAGCAUCCCUGCCUCCCAGCCGAGGAGGAGCAAACCCAGGAACCGGACCAGGGCCAGGGACAAGACCAGGACCAGAGCCAAGACCAGAACCUCGAUGAGAACCAGGAUAGCGUCACUACGCCCACCAAAAAGAAGGAGCUGAAGAGUGAAGAACUGCCAACUGAUGGCAUCAAACAGGAGAAGGAGGAUGCAGAGUCCCCUGUUGACACUAAGCAGGAGUUGGACCAGGAUUCAACCCCUCGACACAAACAGGAGUUUCUGGAUAAGUCAGAGGAUGUCCUUCUGAAGCACCAGGCCAGUAUCAACGAGCUGAAGAGGGCCCUAAGGGAGCCUAACAGCAAGCUGAUGCACAGAGAAAAGCGACUGUCGGGCACAUCUCCAGAAAAGCGCCUGUCGGGCACCUCGCCGGGAAGCACGCCCGAGAAGAAGGCUCUGUCGACGGCUGUGAAUGGCCACACUCUGGAGGGCUUCAUCCAGAAGACUGUGGUGGCAUCUCCAGAGGGUUCUGAGGAGUGGGUAUUGAUUGAAAAACAAGAUACUAGUCAACAGGACCAUGACUCAAAUGAGGAAAAGUGCAAAGCUGUCACCUCUCCACAGCCCUUAAUGUCUGAUCCCCCUCGGGAAAGAUUGAGAGAAUUGGAAAAAGAAAGAGAGGUUACCAAAAUGAUACACAUCGAGGUGACCGGAGAUGAUGGUCAGGAAGAGAAUGUCCAGAUGGACAACUUUCCUUCACCUGGUAAAAGCAAAGCAGAAGUCACAGAAUCAACACUAAAGAGUGAUGAAGAUGCAGAAGCAGAAAUAGCUCCAUCACAAAGCGAAGCCAGUGACUCUGAUAAAUCCGCUACAGGAAAAUUGCAAGAUAACACACAUCCCACCGAAGUCUUGAGGGCUGAAAAUGAGGAUGAAACUGCUAUUGCAGAAGCAAAGAAAGAGCAGCAACCAUACAGAGAGCGCAAGAAGAGGAGGCCUCAGAGUCUGAACCUAGGAAUGGCGACUGAGUUUGUGUAUGAGAAAGAGGGUGAAAGGUCAGAUGGUGAGGACUCAAAAGAAUCUGACAGUGACAGCUCUCAAACAAAGACAGAGCAGGAGGAAGAGAUACUUUCAAUCCAAACUGUGGAUGCUAGAUCUAGAGCACAGGAGAACAUAACAUCUAGAACAGAGGAACUAGUGUCUGUUGAGAUGUUUUCUCAGAUGAGUAAAAUGGAGAGACCAGCAGAGACAGAGCAUACAGAGGAGAUGCCAGCUGUAUCUGUGGGUCUGAGGGAUAAUAACACUGAUGGUGAGGUUGGUGAAAACAAGAGGACACAGGAACAAGGCAUGGGAUAUGAGUUGCAUUCUCAUUCUAAGGAAAUAUUAAUCUCCGAUGAUGCAGAAAAAUGCAAAGAAGAUCAGGCCAAAGGCCAAGGCACUGAAGAUGAUAGACUGUCAGAAGAAGUUGUGGGCUCAGCAAACGGUCCUAGAGAAAUGGAGAAUGAGGAAGUAAAAGAUGAAGGAGGAAAACAGGGCCAGAUGUCACCAAAGUUGCAAAGCUGGGAGGCAGCCCGAAAAUCAGAGCUUACAUGUGCUGAGCAAGAAAGUGAGGAGACAAGAGAGACGAAAAUUAGUGAUGAGACAGCUGAAAAUUCAGAGGAAGCUGAGCAAAAGAAUUCUGGGUGUGUUUUGGAAAAGAUUUCCACAGCUGAAGGAGUAAAGAUAGAAGAGGUGGAGAGAAGGCCUAAUCAUAAAGGAACAGGAAUUUGCCAGGGAGAAAUAACCAGAAUUGUUCCCCUCAAACCUGAACGAUCAAAGAACUCAGUCUGCAAAGAAGAUAAGGACAAGUUUACCCAGCAAGUAGAACAUAAAGUUGCAAACUUUGGUGCAAGAACAGAAGGCAGUCAGGGGCAGGAAUGUGUGGACAGGCUGUCUUACAGCAAGAAGACAGAGGAAGAUUUCCCAACCUGUCAUCCAACAAAUGCUCAUCCAGUUCCCAGCCCAACUGCAACUGAGGAACCCUCCAGCCCUCAGGGAAAAGAGGACAGAGAGUCUCCCCAGUGCUCAGAGGAACAAGAGCUGCAAGUUAUGGGGGUCCUAGUGAAGGAGGCUACUCAUUCUGAAGAGGUGAUGCUCAAGCAAGACAAGCCACAGUCUCAGACUAACCAGACACCCACAGAGCCCCAGCCCUUUGGUGCAAAGUCCUCAGCAACCCACAGAAAUACCCCUCCAGCACCUCCCGUUAAAACCCAGAAGGCGAGAGAAUCUGGGCUUAUACUUCGGAACAGCCGCAUCGCCAGCAAGGACCCUAGCCUGGACACGGCCAGGAAGAGAAAUGCGGAGCCCCUCUCCACUCCCGCCAUUCACGAAGAGCCGCUAGACGAAGCCCAGAGGGAGCCCUGGGAGAGGAGGCCGGGCUCCGCCUCGGAGGAGGACCAAGAGCGCGACGCGCCCUACAUGAAGGAGACCCACCUGGGCAUCGAGCGCAAGUGCUCCAGCAUCACUGUCAGCUCUACAUCCAGCCUGGAGGCAGAGGUGGACUUCACUGUCGUCAUGGACCUCCACACGGGGAUGGAGGAGUUCUCCCGCGGCAUGAGCGAGCUUGGCGAGAGGGACCGAGCGCCCGAGGUGGGUCGGGAUGACUUCGAGGAGACCUCCCGCUUCUACUCCGCUCGUCUCAUGGCCACACAAGACAAAUCCCCUGUUGAAGACAGACACCCUGAAGAGCGCGUGCCCCAUGAGCCCCCAGUCGCCAAGAAAGACCCCAGUGCUGUGAGUGCUGCCCAGCUUCUGAGGAAGGCCGAUUCAAAGACGGAGACGCAACCCAAUGGGUCAGAGGUCACUACCACCAUCAUGGAACUGUCAGGACAGACGGAGAGUGAUAUCAAUGGACAGGAGGCCAAAGUCCACAGUACUGACAUACAACCAGCAGAGGGCGACCUGAGCCACAGUAUGAGCAGUGGAAAGGAGUCCCAUCCUCCCGGUACUGAAAGUGGCUCACCUGGGAAGAUGAGUACUCUGGGGAGGGAGGCUGCUGUGUCCCCGCUGACUGUCACCACGGAAAAUGUUACCUCAGCAACCACAACGCAUGUUACCAAGACAGUGAAAGGGGGAUACUCAGAGACGAGGAUCGAGAAAAGAAUCAUCAUUACAGGAGAUGAUGAUGUGGACCAGGACCAGGCCCUCGCCAUGGCAAUACAGGAGGCUAAGCAACAGCACCCUGACAUGCUGGUAACUAAGGCAGUGGUUGUCAGGGAAACAGAAUCUUCCUCUGAAGAGAAACACAGGAAAUCUGAGUCCUGAUUUCUCUUGACUCUGCCCCUGAUUGGGCCGCUGGGAAAGGGGACAGGAGAGGAGCCUGACCUGCAACUGCUCGACCACUGCCGCGGGUCCCCAAAACCACACGCCCACACCCACCUUCUUCUGCUUGUGCAGCAAGAACACCUGACCUGCACCCGCACCCACAAAACCUGCAUCCAGACUCGCCUCUGUGUCCGCUUCAUAUACUUCCUCUCCUGCCCCUCCUGCCAAAACCAACUGUGAGAGGGCCUAAAAGACCCCCUGCCCUUAACCCCCUCAGACCAUGUCCACCCCCAUGGCCUGUCACCCCCUCACCCAGAGUGUCCUGCUGAAAUAAAGUCUGAAAUGUUUUUAGUUCCUCAAAGUCAAACCUGCAUCUCACAUAGAAGUGAUAAAUUAGGCAUUUCUGUUGAAUUGCACUGUUGAAUUUGAGUUACCCCUGGAACUGUAAUGCUGGCUUCAGGUCCAGAGACCCUCACCUAGGCUCAUCCAGUACAAUGGCUUCCAGUGAAGUGUCACACCCAGCUCCCCUUGUCAAAGAGUAGCUAUUUUUCUACCCAGCCUUGUCCAGUUCAGAUGGUUAGUUCCCUUGAGAUAUCUUGAGAUAACUUACAUAGCUAUACCUCCCUGACCAAUUGGUUUUGAAUAAUCCAGAUAUAUUGACCAUUGCAUGGUGAAAGUUUUCAAAUUCCAUAGCCCUCUAAAGAGUUUCCAUGGAGACCCUCCAUUCUGCUCAAUCGAUGCUUAUAACACGCAUGAAGAGUGGGAUAUGAUUCUUUAGGGGGGUGGGGGAGCGGGGUUUUUGGUGAGGUCUGCAGCGAUUGCUAGCUUUUAAUGCUUGCUGUCGCAAUAUGACACAUAGGAUCCACAACAGUCUUAUUAGCUUUUUAAACAUUUUUAAUAAUAGAAGAUCAGAUUUCAGUCCGGUGUUUUGCUUGUUCAUGAAGAUAAAUGUAUGUAUUGAUUAGAUUCGCAAACGUGUAUGCAUGUGUGAUAGCAAAUCUAAAAUAGUUGAGGGGGUGGCAUCAAAACAAAACAUGGCACAUCCCAGAAUUCCACAGUACACACUUGGGGGGCAGAGUCUGCCUGUAAGACUGAGUGGAAAGCUGCCAUAGUGCACUGGACUCGUGGAGCAAAGCAGAGAGGACGGCAGAGGGAGAACAUAUCACACAUCACACAUCACACAUCAAAACUGCUCCUAUGGUAGGGCAGGGAGCUGAAUUCUCCUUUACCAGCUUCAGCUCCACCUGCCAUUCAUACUGGACUCAGCUAACAAAACAGUCUCUUACAUGGUUUUCCUUUAACGCAGGCUUUAUUCCAAAAAUCUGGGUUCCUCUCUCCAAGCACCCCCCCCUCCCCCCCAUCAUGUUUCUUCCGAGAAUCCACCCUUGCAUUCUGUUGCAACCAUUUUCAGUUGAUACGUAUGUCAUGUAGUCUUGGUACAAUUGGACUUCUAAAGCAAUUGUUAUGUAUAAACGUUUUAUCAAUUGAUUUUGAAAAUGUGAGAAUAUGUUUUUAUCUUUUUUUUUCUAUUUGAAUUUUAUUCCAGCUGUUUUUAAGUUAUGGUGUAUGCAUUUAACAGUUGUAUUUAUAAGAAUGGUGAACGUGAGACCUGAGGUUUUCCCUUCCUAAAGGAGAGCACCGCCUGUUUUCUUGAUUCCUUUUGAGACACAGCUAGGAUUCACAGAGUGAGUACAAGGCCAUUGCACCGGCCUCAUCCUUGAAGUAAUGGGGAUAAAACUGCAGUAGUUAAACUAGGUACUCCUCAUUGUUCAGCAUAAUGCAGCCCAUUGCUGGAAGGCUGACCUCCUCGAUCCGAAUAAAGUACUGCACACGCAGAUACAUAAAACAUGAACCCGAGAGUGCUUUAGGUAAUAAAAUGCUUCAUGCACCUUAGGCAGAGUGGUGUUAAUACUAGGAGAUAAGUACCAACAGUUGGCCCUGCUAUGUACAUACAAAUUCACACACUAUACUUUAAGAUGUGCGAAUAUUGGAAUGAUGGCUGGGGGCAUCUCUUUUGUAAGAUAAGUUCAGUAUCAAUGCCUCCAUGUUUGUAUUGCUCUCAUAGUAUCAUCACAAACCAUAACUUAAAUUUAUUUUAAGACAUAACAGUUGGAAAUCAUUCCUCUAAAACUGAGGUUGGUCAGGUAAAGUGCACAUGGUUCACAGCUACUGUACACAAGCAUCCAUGGCUUUGUCUGCUCUUCAUUCACCCUCUGGAAGGGGACGGGAAGACCCUCUGCACUCUGUCUUACCUGCUGUUGAGUUGUAUCUCUGUGAAACAUCCUGAUCUGACUAUGGAUUACAUUCUGUGUUUAAGUCAAAUGACACUGGAGUCCUUCUUUGCUGUCAAGGUGCUUGUUUGCAGUGAGUAGCGAUGCUGUCGGCAAUGAUACUAUGUAUAACUCUCCUGUUCUUCCCACAUUCUGUUCUCAUUUAAAAAAUCAAAUGAAAGACUUAUUUAGAGUUACGUUUAAAAUUGAAUUGAUCUGGUAUAUGGAGAAGAGAAAGGGCUUUGCUUUGCAUCUAUGUAAAUCAGUUAACUGGUAACCAUAUACUAAGUGAAUGAGUCAUUAACAACAGUGAGGAAGUGGUUCGCAGCUUACAUUGUUUAUUUAGAGUCAGUGCAAAGACUCCAAACAAAAGGACUGUUACAGCACUAUAACAUAAUGCUGUCAUACUAAUAAUGGGUGCCUUACCGUCAUGAGUCACAGUCACUGUGUGAAACGGGCAUAAACAGUGGCCUGGACUGAUAUGAAAGCUUGAAGGUCUCCCAGGGGCUACUUAUUUAAAGGCCAAGUGCCUUGUAUUUAUUGGCAGUUGAGGCUUGCUGAGUUUGAAUUGUUGAAGUGUUGGCCUGCUGUGCAGUCUCUGGCUCUUAGCAGAUGGGAGUGGAUGACAUGUGGCCUUCGGUUUGAGCCCCACCCAGAUAGGAGAGCAGUGUACUGAUCAUAUCCCAGAGACGAAUGAGUUUGGAGGGGGCUGGAGAGGAAUGUGUAUCAUUGCUGACAGUUAAAGAGGCCCUGUGUGGAAGGGUUUGUGAUGCAUUAGGUCCAUAUAGUGCCAACCAAAACUCUGUGAACUUCUGGAAAAAAAAAAAAAUUAUAUAGAUGACGUAAAGCAACGCACUGGAUGAAAGUGAAUCCCAAUGUGAUUCCCAUUGCUCUGUGCACGGCUAGUAGAAACACUGAUCUCCCCAACAUGUUUUUCCUUUCCCCUGCCAAUUCAUUCCUCCCUUUCUCUACAUUGCCCCCUAGUGCUUGGUGGUGUGUGUUUGCUGUAUUUGCAUUCA
This is a messenger RNA of Megalops cyprinoides (Indo-Pacific tarpon), 8301 nucleotides long. RefSeq names its product band 4.1-like protein 1. The coding region runs from base 429 to 5012 and encodes 1527 amino acids. The record is from RefSeq and is a predicted model, not a curated record. Gene Ontology annotation, cellular component: plasma membrane; cytoskeleton. Gene Ontology annotation, biological process: cortical actin cytoskeleton organization. The transcript is spliced from 27 exons. Lineage: Eukaryota; Metazoa; Chordata; Actinopteri; Elopiformes; Megalopidae. Gene Ontology annotation, molecular function: actin binding; structural molecule activity.